AGUGAAAUUGCGCCAGUUUAAAGAAAUUUCGUUAGCAUUUCAUUUCAAAUGCAUGCUCCAGACAUUAAAAGCGACGACUAACGCUUGCCAGCAGCCUGUCAUCGAUCCACAUCUACGCAUGUGUUAAAAUCUUUGGAUAAAGCCCCAAACGACUCCACCAUCAAUUAUCACCCUGAACUUGGAAUAAACAGCAACAAAGCUCUUGAACGGGCCGAUAUAAAUGUUGGAAGCGGCGCUGAGUGCAUCAUCAGUUCUGCAGCAGCUGUGCCAAUACACACGUGCCAACCGAAGACGCCGGAAUAUACAUAUACACAGUUAAGCAAAAUGAAUAAAACUACAAUUUGGUAUGCAGCUGUGCUGCUUGUGGUCUACUUCACAUUGGUGUUCUGUGAGGAGACGGCAGAAGCAGGAAACGCGGAAACUCAAAUCAUGAACACGAACUCGGAUAUGGAAACGGAUACGGAUACGGAAACGUUAUUUAACACUGGCCGAGCACUGUUGGAAUUCGAAGGACGCACACGUCGCCAUGGCCAUCGCUUCUGGUAUCGUCACCUGUGGCCCCUGGCCAUUGCCUAUUGGAUUAAGGUGAAAGUGGUUAUAGUCUCCUUCUUUCUGGGCAGCGCCAUUUACUUGGGCCUGCGCUACUUUUGGCCACAUGCCCGAUGCAAUCAAGAGAUAAUUCUGGAUCAUCCUCCUUCAUCCUUUGGCCACGAUCACAUUCCCUACUCACUGGAUCAUCAUUCGGAGCAUGAGCAUUAUGAUGCACCCAGCUCGUAUGACUCGAGUCCCUCGUUUGAUCCCUACUCCGGCUACUCCAGUUACUCUGGCUACUCAUCCAGCUCGGAUAUUAUGUCCGACGUUCAUGGCGAUUCACCUACCGGUACCACGGGACCCACCGGCCCCUCGGAUACGCGUCGUCGAGGCAGACGCAGCAUCGAUAUUCUUGAUGUCGACGAGGAUAAUGUUGCUGUCGAGCAGGAGGAGCCAGUGGAGAUUAUUGAUGAAGAGAUUUCCGAGAGCGUAGCACGCCAGCAGCCCGCCGAAGAGCAAAUCGCCGAAUUUAUGUUUGCCUUUUUGGGCUUGGACUCCAAGGCCUGCCGCCGCCGUUUUGUCUGUGAGAUGGAGUUCCGCUCCAAGCUGAACCCGCUGUCGAGCAUGGCAUUCCGCAUAGUGGGUCGCGGCUUCUUCGAGAAGUACACAAAUGCGCGCAAUCCACAGACGAGAGCUACUAAUUUCCUAGAAUGUGCCGCCGUGAAUCCCGAGUGUGUUUUUGUUGAGAACACCGAGCCAGAGAUUACGCCCGCCGAAGAAGUAGAGGCUACUGCUUCCACCGAGGCAACUGAGCAGGAGAACACGGUGGAAACGCAGAAUGAAGUGAAUUUAGAGGCUGAGCGCCGCCAUGCUCAGCAGAGGAAGCGUCGCGGGGAUCGCAUGCUCAGCUCGAUUGCCGAGCACAUUCUGACGCAGUAGAAGAGUCCUAGGGCCG
Molecule: messenger RNA, 1486 nt
Organism: Drosophila novamexicana
Lineage: Eukaryota; Metazoa; Arthropoda; Insecta; Diptera; Drosophilidae
Exons: 4
Coding region: 325-1470 (381 amino acids)
Source: RefSeq, a predicted model, not a curated record